GCUACAGGCGGGACUUCCGGUCCUGGUGAAGCUUUGACAAGAGGUCCGCGGACGACCCCGAUACUUUGUGGAUGGGCAGACAUCCAGUUUGACCAGCACCAUGCGUUGAAGAUGCUUGCUUUUUCUCCAUUGUAUAAUUUUGGCUUCUUUGUCAAAAAUCAGAAAUGGCCUCAGAAGUUGAGGAUGGAGUCCCUGUGCAUGAGGAAUUCUUUCUCUGUGGUGGAGUUGAAACCCAGAUCAUUAAAUGUGGGCCCUGGACUAACCUCUUUGAUAAACAAGGUGUCAGCAAGCCAAAACAUCUUAUCUUCGUCAUUCCCGGUAACCCAGGCCUUUCCCCCUUCUACGUGCCAUUUGCAAAGGCCUUGUACUCUUUGGUGAAGGGCCACUUCCCAGUAUGGAUCAUCUCGCAUGCUGGGUUUUGCUUGACUCCCAAGGACAAGAAGAUUCUCACUGCACCACAGGAACCAAAUGCUCAAGAAAUUGAGGACAUCUAUGGUCUGAAUGGUCAAAUAGAGCACAAAAUAGCUUUUCUGAGAGCUCACGUACCGAAGGAUGUGAAGCUUAUAUUCAUUGGCCAUUCCGUAGGCAGCUAUAUUGCUCUUCACGUGAUGAACCGUGCCCCGGAGCUGCCGGUCGUCCACACCUUUCUGCUGUUUCCAACUAUCGAGCGAAUGUCCGAAUCGCCCAACGGCAAGUUUGCCACUCCAUUUUUGUGCCGGUUUCGAUAUAUGCUCUAUGCUGCCAGCUACUUAAUUUUUAAGCCAUGUCCUGAAAUGAUAAAGUCCUUCAUAGUCCAAAAAGUCCUGGAAAAAAUGAGCUUUAAAUCCGAACUUCGUUUGACGGAUCUUCUUCAACCAUUCUGCCUUGCUAAUGCUGCCUACCUCGGGGGCCAAGAAAUGAUCCAUGUGGUGAAGAGAGAUGAUGGAAUCAUAAAGGAACUUUUACCUAAGCUUACAUUUUACUAUGGUAAAACAGAUGGCUGGUGUCCAGUAAACUACUAUGAAGACAUGAAGAGAGAUUUUCCAGAAGCCAAUCUUCACCUCUGUGAGAAAGGAAUACCCCAUGCUUUUGUUCUCGGUUUUAGCCAGGAGAUGGCUGCCAUGGUUGCUGACUGGAUAAACAAUAGACUGCCCAAAAAAUAAGUACUGUCCCAAGGGGGAACAAGAGCACCCACAGGCAACACAUAGAAGCUGUAGGUGUGCUCUGCUUAGGGGUAAAUGUUUAAUCUUAAUGCUUGAAAGAAAAAUUGAGACCCUCUUGUCUUAGAGAUUACCAGCUCCCAGGCCCUGUGUUAAGACUAAAGUGAACACAGCUAAUGACUCAUUCCAUGGAAGAGCAAUAAGCAGAGGAUGCUGACGGUGCACUUUGGAGAAACCCAGUUCAGGGGAAACCAUUUCAGACUUCAUACAGGUCCUGGCUGAGAUCAUCAGCAGGAUCUUCGUGGUCCACCUGCAGUACACCAAACAUCAGGUUUGCCCGACACUCCUCUACUAACCAGACAGGGUUGCUGGAAGAUCCUGACUCUAUCCUGCCACAGGAUAGCUAACAGGCUGCUCCUGACCCCUGAAAUGCCAGGUCCCUGCAGGCUCUUCCAGAGCGAGAAGGGAGGGAUGAAGAGUCCACAUCGGAUUUGUAUGGGCAUGGGAUUUCUUGCCAGUGCAAUCCGCCAGUGACGCUCCAUGGACAGGAAGCAGUGAGCCACCCUAGCCAUUCACGAUGCCGUUAGCUACCUUGUGACUCUUCCCUUCUCAAAAUCUCCUAGAACAUAAAUUUGGAAAGGUGUUUUAAAUUGUUAAGUAAAACACUAGCAUAAUUUCAUUCCCCACGUGCCUAAACUUUAUUGAUCGGAAAGAAAUGAUUUUUCAAAUGAACAGAAUCCUGCAAGCCAUUAAAUUUUUAUUACUUCACUUCUGAAAGCAUCAAAGUCGAGUAGAAAAGCAUAUUCCUGACUAAGAAGCAGAGGGGUGCAUCCUCCAAACACACUGAACAGCUAUGCGGCCUUACCUUAACUGACUCAAUCCUGAGAUCUCGGAGGCCAGUUAAACCCAGCCGUCUGUAGUAACAGUUGAACAGUUAGUUGGAAGCAUUCCAUUUUCUUGUAGAAAAAAAGCUCUCAUAACAGUAUCAUUCCUCAAGGGCAGUGAGAUGGUCCUUCCUCUCAAAGACCUAAGGCACUGAUGAAAGAUUUGGCUCUGGUGUGCUGCCAGCCCAGUGGUGAGAGAGGAGUAGUUCUCAUCGCUCGGCAUGGCUUCCACAUAGGAGCUCAGCUUCUCCAGACAAGGAGUGCUCUCAGUCCAGGAAGACACCGUGAGGGUCCUUACUGUGUUUGCACAAGGAGGCCUCCUGCAGAGCUGACCUGGGAAGCCAGGAUUCUUGCUCUGAGUGCCCCGCUUAUAGAACAGGCUUGAUCAGUAGUGGGAAUCAGUACAUAGAAACAAAUCCUGGGGGGGCUGGAGAGGUGGCUCAGCGGUUAAGAGCACUGACUGCUCUUCCAGAGGUCCUGAGUUCAAAUCCCAGCAACCACAUGGUGGCUCACAACCAUCUGUAAUGAGAUCUGAUGCCCUCUUCUGGUGUGUCUGAAGACAGCUACAAUGUACUCAUAUAUAAUAAAUAAAUAAAUAAAUAAAUAAAAAGAAAGAAACAAAUCCUGGUAAAUCAGACCUAGUGGAACAAAAGAGUAGCAUUCGUAGCUCUCUCUUAGAAAUUAUUUUACAUUACUCUUUGUUUCCCAAAUCCUGUUUAAAAGGCCCUGGUUCCUCAUUCCUACUCCUCACCUAAUCACCAAACAAUAUUUUAUAAUAAAUUUCUCACCCGCAGUCA
Messenger RNA from Rattus norvegicus (Norway rat), 2820 nucleotides. RefSeq names its product lipid droplet associated hydrolase (gene Ldah). Gene Ontology annotation, molecular function: sterol ester esterase activity; lipase activity. Gene Ontology annotation, cellular component: endoplasmic reticulum; lipid droplet. The transcript is spliced from 8 exons. The record is from RefSeq and is marked validated. The coding region runs from base 165 to 1142 and encodes 325 amino acids. Gene Ontology annotation, biological process: lipid droplet fusion; intracellular triglyceride homeostasis; cholesterol homeostasis. NCBI's taxonomy places the organism in Eukaryota, Metazoa, Chordata, Mammalia, Rodentia, Muridae.